GCGGAGCUCCGGAAGGGGCGGUACCCAGCUCGUCCUCAGGCCCUGAGCAGGCAGAGGAAAACGAGCUGCAGGACAGGGAAGCUGUGUUCCUGAGUGGAAAGAAGGCAUUCCUGCGAGCGUGAAGACACUGCGGGUCAGAACCCCGGGACUCUUCCUGCUGGUGCCCUGUGCACUCUCGUGAUAGUUAACAAUAGCUGCUGUGUCUGAGCGACCUUGCUGAGAAGAAAGGAAAUGGCUUGUACUGAGUUUUCCUUUCAUGUGCCAAGUCUGGAGGAGCUUGCUGAAGUUUUGCAGAAGGGGCUGAAGGACAACUUUGCUGAUGUCCAGGUCUCCGUGGUUGACUGCCCAGAUUUAACAAAGGAGCCAUUUGCCUUUCCUGUAAAAGGCAUCUGUGGGCAAACUAGAAUUGCAGAAGUAGGAGGUGUGCCUUACUUAAUGCCUCUUGUCAACAAGGAAAAAGUUUAUGACCUAAAUGAGAUUGCAAAAGAAAUAAAGCUGCCUGGAGCUUUUAUCCUUGGAGCAGGGGCAGGCCCAUUUCAAACGCUCGGGUUCAAUUCUGAGUUCAUGCCAAUAGUUCAUACAGCAAGUGAACAUUGCCACCCUGUGAACGGAAGUUACUUUGCCCGCGUUAACCCUGCAGACGGAAAGUGCCUGCUGGAGAAGUACAGCCGCAAACAUCACGACUUUGGAUGCGCACUGCUGGCUAAUCUUUUUGCCAGUGAGGGCAAACCUGGCAAGGUCAUCAAGGUGCAAGCCAAGAGAAGAACAGGAGAGCUUAACUUUGUGACUUGCAUGAGGCAGAUUCUGGAGAGGCACUACGGAAACAAGCCCGUGGGGAUGGGAGGCACCUUCAUCGUGCAGAAGGGGAAAGUCAAGGCCCACAUCAUGCCAGCAGAGUUUUCUUCCUGCCCACUGAACUCGGAUGAAGCAGUCAAUAACUGGCUACAUUUUUAUGAGAUGACAGCUCCUUUGGUUUGCCUGCCAGUCUUUGUCUCCAAAGAUCCGGGGCUUGAUUUGCGACUGGAGCACACGCACUUCUUCAGCCAUCACGGAGAAGGCGGACAUUACCACUAUGACACUACCCCGGACACGGUGGAGUAUCUUGGCUACUUCUCACCUGCCCAGCUCCUCUACCGCAUUGACCAGCCCAAAGAGACCCACACGUUUGGGAGAGACUAAAGCAACUGAUGCUUAUUUAGAUGGAGAAAUGAUUAUCUAAAUUUAAAUCACUAACUCCUAACUCAGGAACUGAUACUAAUUCAAUAAAUCCAGUAGAGGGCCUGGAAGAGAGUUUUUCCCUAUCAAGCAAAGCUCUAGCUUAAUCCCUAGCACGGAAGAAAAACCAUAAGUGAUUUCACUAUGUCAACACUAUUUCUAUGGCAUCUGAACUGCAAGGAUAUGGAUACAUGAUACUUAUACUGCUUUGCAUCUCCAUGUGAAGGAGAUUAUUGGGAACACAGGUACAUAAUUAGGCAUACCUCUUGCCUUCUCCUUAAACUGGAACCUUAUGCCAGGCCCCCAACAUGGACUUAACAAGAUGGUUGGGGGGCGGGGAGGAUAGGAAUCCAGAGAUCUGUUUGUUCCUCUUCCCAGUGUGAUUACAUUCAAGAAAUCUUAUUUUAAUCCCAGCACUCGGGAGGCAGAGGCAGGCGGAUCUCUGUGAGUUCGAGACCAGCCUGGUCUACAAGAGCUAGUUCCAGGACAGGCUCCAAAACCACAGAGAAACCCUGUCUCGAAAAACCAAAAAAAAAAAAAAAAAAAAGAAAUCUUUUUAUGCUUUUCAAAACAAUGACACUAUUGCUGUGUGAUAGUCGUUAAUGUGUGCUGACGGAGCCUAGAAAGUUCCUUGCUUUUAUAUUAUAAAACCUGUGAUCAUUAGCCAGAAAUCCACUCUCCAACCUUGAAAAUCGACACCCAGUGUGGGUGGAGGAACUCCUUAGAAUCAAGCCAUAAAUGUUCUGAUUGUUUACUUUGUAAUGCACAUGUCUUGUGAGUAUAAAUCCCCAAAUUAUUUAAUAGACAUGAUUUUGAGGCAAAACUAAAUAAAAUCAUUU
This is a messenger RNA of Chionomys nivalis (European snow vole), 2054 nucleotides long. RefSeq names its product chromosome 4 C11orf54 homolog (gene Bkgd). The transcript has 9 exons. Lineage: Eukaryota; Metazoa; Chordata; Mammalia; Rodentia; Cricetidae. Gene Ontology annotation, cellular component: nucleus. Gene Ontology annotation, molecular function: zinc ion binding; hydrolase activity, acting on ester bonds. Bases 232 to 1179 code for a protein of 315 amino acids. The record is from RefSeq and is a predicted model, not a curated record.